Molecule: messenger RNA, 2104 nt
Organism: Musa acuminata subsp. malaccensis (wild Malaysian banana)
Lineage: Eukaryota; Viridiplantae; Streptophyta; Magnoliopsida; Zingiberales; Musaceae
Product: cationic amino acid transporter 7, chloroplastic
Biological process (GO): amino acid transport; transmembrane transport
Cellular component (GO): plasma membrane
Molecular function (GO): amino acid transmembrane transporter activity
Source: RefSeq, a predicted model, not a curated record
AAUGCACCCGCGCCCCCCCCGUCUCUCCUCACCCGCUCACGCAAAACACAAGAGUGAGAAGGAGCAGAGAGGAGAGGGAACAAAGAGGAUGGAGAAGCUGCAGGAGCCGAUCGCCACCUCUUCCUCUUCCUCUCCCUCGCCGCACUCGUCGUCGUUCGCGAGUCUCGGAGCGUACGGUCGGGCGCUGGCGGAAACGCACCGGAGGCUCGGGCGGCGGGCCGCGUCGGUGACGACGACGUACGAGGAGAUGAGCCGGGUCCGGGCCCGAUCGGGGGCCGAUAUGGCGCGGUCCCUGCGGUGGCCGGACCUCGUCGGGUUUGGGCUCGGUGGUAUGGUCGGCGCCGGCGUCUUCGUUGCCACCGGCCGCGCCGCCCGUCUCUAUGCCGGCCCCGCCAUCGUGCUCUCCUACGCCAUUGCGGGCCUCUGCGCCCUGCUCUCCGCCUUCUGCUACACCGAGUUCGCGGUCGACAUGCCCGUCGCCGGCGGGGCUUUCAGCUACCUUAGGGUCACCUUCGGGGAAUUUGCGGCCUUUUUGACGGGGGCGAAUCUGAUAAUGGAGUACGUGUUCUCCAACGCGGCCGUGGCGCGGAGCUUCACGGCCUACCUCGGCACGGCCAUCGGGGUGGACACCGCCGCCAAAUGGAGGAUCAUCAUCAUCGGCCUCCCUAAGGGCUUCAAUCAGAUCGAUCUCCUCGCCGUGGCCGUCAUCGUGCUCAUUUCUAUGUGCAUAUGUUACAGCACCAAGGAGAGCUCGGUCCUGAACAUGGUGCUGACGGCGAUCCACAUCGCGUUCAUCCUGUUCAUCAUCGUGAUGGGGUUCUGGCGGGGGGACGUGCGGAACCUCACGCACCCGGCGAACCCCGCGGAGAGCCGGGGCGGGUUCCUGCCUUACGGGGUGGCCGGCGUCUUCAACGGGGCGGCCAUGGUGUACCUGAGCUACAUCGGUUACGACGCCGUCUCCACCAUGGCGGAGGAAGUGCGAAAGCCCGCCCGCGACAUCCCCAUCGGCGUCUCCGGCUCCGUCGCUCUCGUCGCCCUCCUCUACUGCCUCAUGGCCGUCUCCAUGUCCAUGCUCGUCCCCUACGACGCCAUCGACAAGGAGUCACCGUUCUCGGCUGCGUUCAGGGGAUCGGACGGCUGGGGAUGGGUGUCGAACGUGAUUGGGGCGGGGGCGAGCUUCGGGAUCCUCACGUCGCUCCUCGUCUCCAUGCUCGGCCAGGCGCGCUACCUCUGCGUCAUCGGACGGUCCAGCGUCGUUCCUGCCUGGCUCGCCCAGGUCCACCCCAAGACGUCCACUCCCGUCAACGCCUCCGCCUUCCUCGGAGCCUUUACGGCGGUGAUCGCCCUCCUCACCGACCUCGACGUCCUCCUCAAUCUCGUGUCCAUAGGCACGCUUUUCGUUUUCUACAUGGUGAGCAACGCGGUGGUGUACCGGCGCUACGUGACGGUGGGCUCGACCAACCCCUGGCCGACCAUAUCCUUCCUGCUCGCCUUCUCCUUCGUCUCGCUCACCAUCACUCUGAUUUGGCGAUUCGCUCCUGCUGGGUUGGCCAAGGCGGUGCUGCUCGGCGGCUGCACCGUGGUGGCCGUCGCCGUGCUCCAGGUAUUCAAUUCCCUGGUGCCACAGGCUCGGAAGCCGGAGCACUGGGGCGUGCCACUGAUGCCGUGGGUACCCGCCGUCUCCGUGUUCCUCAACGUGUUCUUGUUGGGCUCGCUCGACGGGCCGUCGUACGUGCGGUUCGGGUUCUUUUCGGUGUUCGCCGUACUCGUCUAUGUCUUCUACAGCGUGCACGCCAGCUUUGACGCAGAACAAAAUGGUCACCUAACAAAAGCGGCAGAGGGGCUGAGCCACCCCGUGGGAAGAGAACACGGUGGUGCUUCCGGGGUAUAAUUUUGGGUGCCGGGAAGUACCAUUUUUCUUAAUUGUAAUUUGGAUUAUAUGGGCUCCCAAUGAACGGAAAAGACACACUCGCAGUAAAAAAAAAGAGUCUAAAAGAAAAAGGAAAACAAAAAACCAUAUACCUGAAAGCUGUAUCGUAGUGGCAUCUAAGUUGAUGAUUUCUAUACUGUUCCUUCUGAGAGAGAGUCUGUCCCAUUUUGAUUC